AUGCCUUCAAUAAAAGCCUACACUCAGUAUGAAACGCUUGCUUUCUGUCAGUCUGUCGCCUAUCAUGGCUCCGACACAGCUGCCUUCGAGGACAUUUCGACCGCCUUGAACGGCAACCACCUCAUUCGCGACAGCGAAACAUACGAUCAGACUCGCCUAACUGCAGCUGCUUUGCGAGAGCUAUACCACGACCUUCUUGCCGAGGAGAGAAAUGCGCAGAAAAUCGCUACUGUUAAUGGGGACGAUGGGUCGCCCAACGGCACAAAUGCGCGAAAGCGCAAGCUGUCGCGGUCACCAGCUCCCGAUGACGCGGCAUACACGGACGAGCAGAGGUCAUUGGAGUCCCUGGUGGACAAGCUCUACGCUCGCUUUCGAGACCAGAUGAUAAAGGAGGUCAAGCAGGAAGAGGAGGACUAUGUGAGGCUGCAGGCCGAAAUCGCGCAGCUGGAGCAUGAGGAAUCCGAGGCACAAAUCCAGCAAGGGGUCGUCGCUGGAGAGUCCAGCAACAACCAGGCUCAGCCGCAGUCCGAAACGUCCAAAAAGACAGAAGAUAUAGCCGAGAAGGCGCACACUGUUCGGGCGAGCUCGCAAGCAAGACCUGCUUCAGCCGCGCCUGGCGCUGAUGCUGCCCGCGUCGUGCAGGUCGCACCGACUGCAGCAGCUCCAACAGUAGAUGUGCGGACGUCUCCCACUGUUCGGACUGGCCUGCCACCACCUCUGGCGCCCUCGCAUCCUCCCCCUCCUGCAUCUCCUGCUCCGCCUCUUGCAAGAGCAUCAGCAGAAAUACCUCAUGCAAGAUCUUCGCAACCGCCUUCAGCAGCACCACCACCGCCGCCACAACAGUCGCCCGGAGCUUUCCAUCGCACGCUACCAAUCCCGUCGCCGCAACGACCCAAUUAUGGGCCCAUCAACCCCCAGCAUUUCCAGCCUGGACCCCAGGGUCAACCUAUGCCUGUUCUGCCACCGUAUCCAGGCUCACCGCAUAUGCUACCGCCCACAGAGUAUCCCCAUCAAAAGCGUGGAAGUGCUUCACCCGCUCAAGGAAGAGGUUCUCCCGUUCCCGGCCAGCUCCAGCACCAGCAACCGUAUCCGGGGUACUCUGGCUACCCUCAACAGCCUCCCUGGCCGCAUCAUCCGCCUGCCCAACACCAAUAUGGUCAGCCUCCACAUUAUCCAAAUCAGCCAUAUUAUGCUCAAUCACCCACGAGCCGUCCUCCCAUACAGUACCGGACACCACACCAUGCACAAUAUGCGCCUUAUCCUCAAAGUGCCCCUAUCCACUACCAAGGGCAGCCACCGCUUCCUCAUGCCUGGCCACCACCUCAGCCUGGUCAGCCUUAUUAUGGGUAUCACGGUUCGCCAAACGUCACACCUGUUCCGCGAAGUGACCCGAGGCGAUCCGUACCGAGAGGAAGAUCAUCCACGCCCUGGAAGCGACGUGCUCAGCAACCCGGCGGUGUACGGCCAUCAAGCCCAGUUCGCCCCGAGAGAGAAGUUAGUCCCAUCUCAGAUACAGAGUCGGUCACCCAGGCCAAGAAAUCCCGGGGUAGCACAGAUCAGAAAGCAGAGAAGAGCCAACUCACUCCGCGAGCAGCCGCACCGCCGGUCAGAGGCCGCCAACAAGCCAGUGCCACUCCAUCCGCAUUCGCAGGAUCAAGAUCUCAAUCGAUAGCGUCCUUUGCAUCCGAUGUACCUACAAACAAGGGCAAGAAGGGUGGGACUUCUCAUAAUGUCAAAGUGGAACCACCCAGUACACCUGCGCCUGUCCCCUCUGACACGGAGCAGCAGCAGCCACAAAGGACUACGGGCCGGCGCGGGAGACCUCGUGCAAGCACAUUGACUGCCAAACCAGAGCCAGCUGUUGGUACGAACAAGCGAAAGCGCUCAGGUGAUCAUGAUUCAGCAAGCCCUCCACCUUCAGUCGCACGACAGCUACCUUCUCCAGCAGCGACGGCUUCCACGCGCGUUCAGCCUCCGUUACGCCGCCAAUUCUCGCUGUCUCUCUCAGCUGAUCCCUCGCUCGUUGCAGUCAACAAGAACUUCAGUAAGACUGCACAGCUGCUUCUUAACGAGAUCCUCUCGCAUAAGCUGGCCGGAAUUUUCGCGAAGCCGCUUUCAGAAAGGGAUGCGCCUGGGUAUAAGGACCUGGUGUUGAGACCGCAGGACCUGAAGAGCAUCAAGGCGGCUAUUUCGAAGGGCGGGAAAGCGGCAUUGGCGGCGAUUGAGGCAUUCGAGGAGAGAACAGCGAACGCAAAUGCAGGAUCAGAGGAUGCCGACGGCGAAAAGACACUCAUGCAGAACGCUCCGGCCUCGACUACGGCCCGCGGCCCGCUUGCUGGAGAGAGAGCUAUUGGAAACGGCGUCUAUCUGGUUCGAGCGUCAGAGGACCUUGUCCCGCCGAAGGCAAUUGUGAACUCGGCUCAGCUUGAACUGGAACUCGUGCGCGUGUUUGCAAAUGCAGUCAUGUUCAAUCCGCUCCCAAGCUCUGAGAGGGGCUUUGGACGCUCGCUCCGCCUACGCCGGAGAGGAGGAGAUGUUGUACCUGCAGAAGAUGACCAGCACGCCGAGAGCAGCGAAUCGGACGAUGGUAGCCCCUUCGAAGUAGGCGGCAUCAUCUCGGACACCAGGGAGAUGUUCGAGGAUGUUAUUGCCAUGGUGAGGAAAUGGAGGGAAGCCGAACUCGAACGUCUCGGCGAUGUCGGCGAAGCGGACGUGAUGUCUUCGACUCCGACAGCAGGGCCGUCCAAGCCUACGACGCAAGCGAGUGGAAGCGCGAAUCCCAGCCUGAGACGGUCCGAGAGCGAAGAGAAUGAGGACGAAACCGGUGGGGCGCCCAGUCCACCUGCCACCACGGGAACGGCCAGAAAGAGAAGACGUGUUGCGGAAUGA
This is a messenger RNA of Cladophialophora yegresii CBS 114405, 2889 nucleotides long. RefSeq lists its product as uncharacterized. The record is from RefSeq and is a predicted model, not a curated record. NCBI's taxonomy places the organism in Eukaryota, Fungi, Ascomycota, Eurotiomycetes, Chaetothyriales, Herpotrichiellaceae. Bases 1 to 2889 code for a protein of 962 amino acids. Gene Ontology annotation, molecular function: protein binding. The transcript has a single exon. Gene Ontology annotation, cellular component: NuA4 histone acetyltransferase complex.